Molecule: messenger RNA, 3135 nt
Organism: Sclerotinia sclerotiorum 1980 UF-70
Lineage: Eukaryota; Fungi; Ascomycota; Leotiomycetes; Helotiales; Sclerotiniaceae
Exons: 3
Coding region: 1-3135 (1044 amino acids)
Biological process (GO): intracellular calcium ion homeostasis; transmembrane transport; monoatomic cation transport
Cellular component (GO): membrane
Molecular function (GO): monoatomic cation transmembrane transporter activity
Source: RefSeq, a predicted model, not a curated record
AUGCCAUCCCGCUUACCGACACGAUCCAAAUACAGCUUUCGAGCUUUCUAUCUCACCACAUUAAUCAUCUCGUCAUUAGCUGUGAUAAGCCUUGUCGCAGACCAGAGCGCGAAAUACCGUCAUGGUUCCCAAUAUGGCGUGGCACAAAAACGAGCAUUGGAUGCGCUGGACAGUGGGAGACUUGUGAAACGGGAUGAAGAGUGUCGUCUUGUUCACCAUGCCGAGGAUAAAUGCGGAUUCAUACUAGAUAAUUGUCCCGAUGAAACUGCUGGGCUCCUAAAUUACCUCUCGCUCUACUAUUGCAAAUUACCAAAUGCUCAACCUGUGGCUUUCACCAUUCUCAUACUAUGGCUUGGAUUGCUGUUUUCGACAAUUGGAAUCGCAGCGAGCGAUUUCUUCUGUAUCAAUUUAUCAACAAUUGCGAGCAUACUGGGGAUGAGCGAAAGUAUGGCCGGCGUUACAUUCCUAGCUUUUGGUAAUGGCAGCCCGGAUGUAUUCUCGACGUUUGCUGCAAUGAGUUCGCAUAGUGGCAGUCUUGCCGUAGGUGAGCUCAUUGGAGCAGCUGGAUUUAUUACUGCAGUUGUCGCAGGAUCGAUGGCUUUAGUUAGGGAGUUCAAGGUUGGCAAAAAGACAUUUGUGAGGGAUAUUGGUUUCUUCAUAGUUGCAGCGAGCUUCAGUAUGGUGUUUCUUGCCGACGGCGCUCUUCACCUAUGGGAAUGUUUUGUGAUGAUUGGGUUUUACCUUUUUUACGUGGUAACAGUGGUUAUGUGGCAUUGGUACUUGGGAGGGCGAAGACGCCAUCGUGAAAGAGAAGCUGCAGCGCGUGGCCAGUACUUAGCAAUGACAAACGAAGAAAUAGAGGUCACCGAAGAAGAUGGUGACGAUGAAGAUGCGCCAGCAGGAGAGAGGGGCUUCCAUGGUAACGAAGAUUUUGCGGCAUUAGAACGUGGCUCUAGUCCUCAUCCCCGAGUACCAGAAGACGAAGACAGUGAUGAGGAUGGAGAUGAGGGUAGGCACAUUGCUGCUGAGGUGGCUAGCAGUAUGCGAGUAAUCAGAGCAUCUGGUAGCCGCAGGAAUACCAUAACUCCAAUUCGUCCCAGUUUGGUGGGCGCUCUAGAGUUCAGGUCGGUUCUAUCAUCGUUACAAAAGUCUCGCGGCUCUCAUGGCCCACCUAUAAUUUUACGACGAUAUUCAGACGAUCCAUCAGCAUCAAUUGAUCAACUUAGGACAUCUGCAACAACAUCGGCUCCGGCCUCGGAAUAUGCCUCGAGUAUUAAUCCUAUUGAGAUCGACGACAACGACACGGAGCGGUCUAUGCUAGACCCCAAGCGUAGUAGGGCUGUCUCUUUGAACGCUGCGUCAGCCCUAAGACCCACUGACCCUACCGCAUUUACUGCCGCAAAUGUGCCAGAUAUUGGCAUCGUGGCAGCCACUCCAACUUUUCCACGGCUGUUAGAUGUGCCAUCUACAACUAGCAGCCCCGCUCCUAAGUCGCCAACAUUAUCUAUCUCGCCUCCUCCGUCUCUAGAUGGAUCACAAAGUCACAAACUAUUCACAAAUAGCACACCGCGCUGGAACGAUGAUUUGUUGGCACCACCUGGAAAUGACUCUCCAGCAGUGUCACCACGACAUCCCCGUACUCCAGACGAACGACCUAAGAUUUCACCUACCAAUUCUAGUGGAUCGCGAACAGUACAACGACCUCGACUUCAAAUACCGAACUCAUCGAGGGAUAGUUCGCGAACUCGGAUACAAUCGCCCAUAUUACCAUUUCCUCUGUAUAUGGAUUCGCCAGCGUUCAUGUCGGCAGCUAGCUCUAAGGCUCCAAGUAUUGUGCUACCGGAUUCGGAAAUCACGCCCGAAUCAGUUAAUUUGGAGCACGAGUUGUACUAUACGGAAAGACCAAUUAGGUGGUGGCCAUAUCGCAUAUUACCCAGCCCACAAAUCGUACUUUCAGCUUUGUUUCCUACACUAUGUACAUGGAGAGACAAGAGCGGGUGGGAUAAAUUUAUUAGCAUUGUCUCGGCCCCUAGUAUAUUUCUUUUGGCAAUCACACUGCCGGUGGUCGAAUCGGAAUCCAAAGAUGAGGACGAAAAGAUAGACUUUGCUGAAGAAAGAAGGGAAUCUGGCACACCAGGAAGGAGGAAUACUGGCCCGAUAUUAAUCCCGGAUAGCCCAUCAAUGAUCUCUGAAGCAGACCCCGAAUGGUCACAAUACCAACGAAGUCUGCGUGACACUCAUUCCGAGGAAUAUCCUCGUUCACCUGUUUCGAAUUUCAGUCAACACAACACUGCCGCAGUAGCAAUCUCGGCCGAGAGUCAUCAUCCUCAUUCUCGUCCAAUUCCAAUGUCACCCCCCAAGAGAGUCAAUUCGACCCACGAGGAUGUAAUUCAUAGUGGGCCUGGAGUAGAGCAUUCUAGAGGCUGGAACCGCUGGCUUGUCGUGCUCCAAUUGUUUACAGCACCUAUCUUUGUGGUGUUGAUAUUUUGGGCUAAUAGUGACGAUGGUGACUUAAAGUCGCUCGCACGCCUGGUUUUGUUUUCCCUUCUCGGGUCUUUGGUAGCGAUUGCCAUUCUUGCAUUAACAACGACCCCUUCGAGGCCCCCCAAACAUCGUUUCUUGCUUUGUUUCCUUGGUUUCGUCGUCGCUAUUGCUUGGAUUUCCACUAUCGCCAAUGAAGUUGUCGGAGUUCUCAAAGCGUUUGGUGUCAUUCUAGGAAUCUCAGAUGCAAUACUUGGUCUUACUAUUUUUGCUGUUGGCAAUUCAUUAGGCGACCUCGUCGCCGACAUCACGGUAGCCAGAUUGGGAUAUCCAGUUAUGGCACUGAGCGCCUGUUUUGGAGGACCGAUGCUGAACAUUCUCAUCGGCAUCGGUGUCAGUGGCGCAUAUAUGACGAUCAAAGAUGCUAACCACAAACACUUCAAACACCCGAACAAAGAUAUCAAGUACAAGCCAUAUCAAAUUGAAGUCAGUGUCGGGCUCCUCAUUGCGGUACCCAUGAAUAAGUGGGUGAUGAGCAGGAAGAUUGGAUGGGGCUUGAUCAUUCUGUGGUGUAUUAGUACAGUAAUCAACGUUGGUGUGGAAAUCAGUGGGGUAUGGGGUGAUAAUUUGGACUUAUCUACCUUUUUUUCGUGA